AUGGUUCCGAGGGGAUGGCGGUGGCUAUGGACGUCGUUCGUCGUUGCCGUGAUUGCUACGGUCAUGGGUGUGCUCGUGGUGCAGAAUACUGAGCUGACGAGCCGGGUGAAUGAGCUUGUUGGCUCCUUGGACGACCCGUGGAGUGUCCUCAAGGACACGGGCCUUUGGAACGAUAAGCUCUUGUCCAAAGAGAUGCGCGAGAAUAUGGAGCAGAUGUUUAGCAAGGCGCGCAAGUGGUAUGAGACACACGAUUUCGAGGUCGGGCGCAGACUGAAAAGAGAGGGUGCGGAGCCGCAUCAUCCUGUCGUGCUGAUUCCCGGCAUUGUGAGCUCGGGCCUUGAGUCAUGGGACACCAGCGAAGAGGAGUCGCCUCUGUUCCGGCAGCGCCUGUGGGGCUCGACAUCGAUGUUUCGGAGUGCUCUGUUUGACAAGGAGAAGUGGGUGCGCCACCUGAUGCUCGAUCCUGUCACCGGCGUGGACCCUGAGGGUAUUCGUGUGCGGGCGGCACAGGGCCUCGACGCGGCCAGCUACUUUGCGGCUGGGUACUGGGUCUGGAGUAAGAUUGUCGAGAAUCUUGCGGCCGUGGGCUACGACAUCAACCAAAUCUACCUCGCGAGUUAUGAUUGGCGUCUGAGCACGCGCAACUUGGAGGAGCGGGACCAUUUCUUCUCGCGCAUCAUGUCCCAAAUUGAAUUCAACUCGCGCGUGUACAAGAGAAAGACCGUGCUGAUCAGCCAUAGCAUGGGUGGCACUGUGGCUAUGUAUCUGCUCAAGUGGCUUGAGCAUGAGCGUGGCGCGGCAUGGAUUGAUGAGCACAUUGAGGCUCUGGCGAACCUGUCUGGCACGUUGCUGGGCGUGCCCAAAGCCAUGCCCGCUCUCAUGACGGGUGAGAUGCGGGACACGGUGCAGGUGCCUUCUAUGUUGGCGUAUCUGUUAGAGCGCUUCUUCAGUGCCCAAGAGCGUGCGGCGCUUUUCCGGACGUGGGCGGGCAGCUCGAGUAUGAUUGUCAAGGGAGGGAAUGCCGUGUGGGGCGAUGUGCAUGGCGCGCCAGAUGACACUCCGAAUGCGACCAAGACCCAUGGCAUUCUGAUGGAGUAUGCGAAUCGCCCGGAUCUGAACGAGACGGAGCCGACGCGCAAGCUCCGUGCCGACGAUGUAUACCCGUGGCUGAACAAGCAUACGGACCAGCACUACCAAAACAUGCUGAAGACGAACUACUCGUUCGGCAUAGAGCGUGAUUCCGCCAAGAUCCGCGCGAACAACAAGGAUCCGACCAAGUGGACAAACCCGCUAGAGGUGGCGCUUCCGCACGCUCCGCACAUGAAGGUUUACUGCAUCUACGGCUGGAACAAGCCCACGGAACGCUCGUACUGGAUGUAUGAGCAGGAGACGGAGAGUGCUCUUAACGAGCGCUCACCGGAUGGAUUCGAGUUCUCCGAAUCGCUGCGGAACCGCACGUCUGACACCGAUACGUUGAUGGUGAGCCGCAUUGACGGCCAGAUGAACGAUGAGAAGAGCGUCCCCCCGCUCGACUCGGGCGUGCGGAUGGGCGAGGGCGAUGGCACUGUGUCUCUUCUCUCUCUCGGCUCCAUGUGUGCGCAUGGCUGGCACAUGGACCGCUACAACCCCGCUCGCCUCAAGGUCGUGACGCAUGAAGUGUACCACAAUCCUGAAGCCUUUGAUCUGCGUGGCGGCACAUCAAGCGGUGAUCACAUCGACAUUCUCGGGUCCAAGGACCUGAAUGAGGCCAUCGUCCGCAUCGCCACAGGUCGCGGCGACCAAGUGCAGGAGCGCAUUUACUCCCCGAUUGCGACCUACGCGAAACGUAUUCAGUGGUAA
Molecule: messenger RNA, 1839 nt
Organism: Malassezia restricta
Lineage: Eukaryota; Fungi; Basidiomycota; Malasseziomycetes; Malasseziales; Malasseziaceae
Product: phospholipid:diacylglycerol acyltransferase
Exons: 1
Coding region: 1-1839 (612 amino acids)
Biological process (GO): triglyceride biosynthetic process; lipid storage
Cellular component (GO): cytoplasm; perinuclear endoplasmic reticulum
Molecular function (GO): phospholipid:diacylglycerol acyltransferase activity
Source: RefSeq, a predicted model, not a curated record